AUGGUGCCCCAGCAGACAGGCCCCGGGGGCGGCCGGGAGGGGAGCUGGGGCCUCGCCACCGCUGUCCUCAUGGCCCUGCUGCUCCUGGGGCUGUGGGGGCUCCUCCGCACCUGCACCCACACCCCCUCCCCGGCCCCCUGCUGGCCCCCGGGGCCGCGCCCGCUGCCCCUCGUCAGGAACCUACAUUUGCUGCGUGUGGCACAGCAGGACGAGUCGCUGAUGGAGCUCGCGGAGCAGUACAGGCCAGUGUUCGCUGUCCAUCUGGGGCGCCAGAAGACGAUGGUGCUGACCGGCUACGAGGCGGUGAGGGAGGCCCUGGUGGGCACCGGACAGGAGCUGGCCGGCCGGCCCCCCAUCGCCAUCUUCCAGCUCAUCCAGGGAGGCAGGGGCGUCUUCUCCUCCUCCGGGGAGCGCUGGAGGGCCGCCCGCCAGCUCACCAUGCGCACCCUCCGUGGCCUGGGCGUGGGGAGGGCGCCCGUGGCCGACAAGGUCCUGCAGGAGCUGAGGUGCCUCACGGCACAGCUGGACAGCUACGGAGGCCGGCCCUUCCCGCUGGCCCUGCUCGGCUGGGCUCCCUCCAACAUCACCUUCAUGCUCCUCUUUGGCCAGCGGUUCGACUACCGGGAUCCCAUGUUCGUGUCCCUGCUGGGCCUCAUCGACAGGGUCAUGGUCCUCUUGGGGACGCCCGGCCUGCAGCUGUUCAACAUCUACCCUUGGCUCGGGGCCCUCCUCCAGCUGCACCGGCCCGUCCUGCGGAAGGUGGAGGCGGUGCGGGCCAUCCUGAGGAACCUCCUGGAGGCACGGCGGCCCCCCGUGCCUGGGCGAGGGCCCAUGUAGAGCUACCUGGACGCCCUGAUCCAGCAGGGCCAGGGGAAAAACCCCGAGGGCCUGUUUGCCAAGGUCAACGUGGUGGCCUGUGCCCUGGACAUGGUCAUGGCUGGCACGGAGACCAUGUCCGCCACGCUGCAGUGGGCCGCCCUCCUGAUGGGCAAGCACCCGAGUGUGCAGGGCCGGGUGCAGGAGGAGCUGGACCGAGUGCUGGGGCCCGGGCGGCCCCCCCGGCUGGAGGACCAGCGCUCCCUGCCCUAUACCAACGCCGUGCUGCAUGAGGUCCGGCGCUUCAUCACCCUCCUGCCCCACGUGCCGCGGUGCACAGCCUCCGACACCCAGCUGGAUGGCCACCUGCUCCCCAAGGGCACGCCUGUGGUGCCCCUCCUGAGCUCCGUGCUCCUGGACAAGACGCAGUGGGAGACCCCCCGCCAGUUCAACCCGGGCCGCUUCCUGGACGCCGACGGGCGCUUCGUGAAGCGGGCGGCCUUCCUGCCUUUUUCUGCAGGCUGCCGCGUCUGCGUCGGGGAGAGCCUGGCCAGGUCGGAGCUGUUCCUGCUGUUCUCAGGCCUCCCGAAGAGGUACUGCCUGCUGCCCCCGCCCGGCCUCAGCUCCGCCACCCUGGACACCACGCCCACCCUGGCCUUCACCACGCGGCCGCUGACCCAGGCCCUGUGUGCGGUGCCCAGGCUGCAGGGGCGCUGACCAC
This is a messenger RNA of Delphinapterus leucas (beluga whale), 1537 nucleotides long. The record is from RefSeq and is a predicted model, not a curated record. NCBI's taxonomy places the organism in Eukaryota, Metazoa, Chordata, Mammalia, Artiodactyla, Monodontidae.